AAAUCCAUUUUUCCUAUUCAUUCCCUCCUUUCAUUUUCCUCAUCAAUCAAAUCUUUACUCUUUUGUCUCCCCUAUAAUUUUCAAACUUAGGUCUCUUUCUCUUUUAUGGUGAUGUGUAUUGCUAAUAUUGAACUUAGUUUCCUCUAUGUGACUUGUUGAUCCAUGUCCAAAUAUGUAUUAUGUGUUUGUGUUUGUGUACAUGUUCAAGAAGGUAUUGAUUGUUGGAUGCCACUUAGGUCUCUUUAUUAUUGGUUCCAAAUAAUGCUCCUUUGUGUUAAUUGAAGGGAAAAAGAUUGAGUCUUUGGAUAUUUUGUGGUGUUUGAAGUGAAAAAGGUUGAAUCUUUUGACAUUUUGAGGUGAUUGAAGUAAAAAAGAUUUGAGUGUUUGGGACAUUUUGUGGUGAUUGGAGUGAAAAAGAUUGAAUCUUUUGACAUUUUGAGGUGAUUGAAGUAAAAAAGAUUUGAGUGUUUGGACAUUUUGUGGUGAUUGAAGUGAAAAAGAUAAAAUCUUUGGGACAUUUUGUGGUGAUUGAAGUGAAAAAGAUAAAAUCUUUGGGACAUUUUGUGGUGAUUGAAGUGAAAAGAUUGGAAUUUUUGGGACAUUUUGUGUUGUGAUUGAAGUGAGAAAGAGUGAAUCUUUGGGACAUUUUGUGGUGAUUGAAGUGAAAAAGAUUGAAUCUUUGGACACCAUCAUUGCUAAAUUUUAUUCAAAAGUUAUCGGUUUUCCCGGAAUGCAUGAAAUUUUCUUGUGAAUGGGAGUGAGUAGUUUUAGAUAUGGAUCUCCGGGAAGAAAGCUCCAGAUUUGGCUCAUUACCAAGCACGACGUCGAGAAACCUUUCUUCUUCAUCAUCGACUUUCUUUUCAGCGAACCAGUCGCCAUUCUUCUCUCCUAGAUCACCCAAGUCCCUGGUAUCAGCAUGCUCGGACAAUCCAUUUCGUGAUAGUGAUGUUACCUCUGGUGCAUUAGAUGCUAGUUCUGGCAUUCUAGGUCCAGAAUCAUUUGCAAAUGCUAGAUUGUCAGAUGCUUAUCCUGUUGCAUUAACUAGUGCUCCGAAUGAUCUACAGAAGUUGGAUUUUGUAUCUUCUUCGACGUCAAUUUCUAAGAGUACUAUAGCAAGUUAUAAUGUUGUCCCUGAACAUGAAUAUUUGCGACCUAGAGGCAAGCAGAAAAAGAGUGGAAGGACACAGGAAACUUGUGUUACUCCAACAUCCACGUCCUCCCUAUCCAACAGAGUGAGGAGCUGUGAUGUGUACAUUGGUUUUCAUGGUCGCAAACCUUUACUGCUCAGAUUCAUGAAUUGGCUCCGUGCUGAGUUAGAAAUCCAAGGGCUUAGUUGCUUCGUUACUGACAGAUCAAGGUGCCGAAAUUCUAGAAAGCAUGGCAUGGUUGAGAGAGUAAUGGAUGCUUGUACAUUCGGAGUUGUGAUCUUAACGAAGAAAUCAUUCAGGAAUCCGUAUACCAUAGAGGAGCUGCGCUUCUUCUCUAGCAAAAAGAAUUUGGUGCCAGUGUACUUCGAUCUGCGUCCAGAGGAUUGCCUUGUUCGAGAUAUAAUUGAGAGAAGAGGAGAGCACUGGGAAAAACAUGGUGGUGAACUUUGGCUUAUUUAUGGGGGACUGGAGAAGGAGUGGAGAGAUGCUGUCAGUGGACUUUUGCGUGUCGAUGAGUGGAAGCUAGAGGCUCAUGAUGGCAAGUGGAGGGAAUGCAUAUUGAGGGCUGUAACUCUAUUGGCCUUAAGGUUAGGGAGGCGAAGUGUAGUGGACAGACUGUCCAAGUGGAGGGAGAAGGCAGAAAAAGAGGAGUUUCCUUUCCCUCGAAAUGAGAAUUUUGUCGGCAGAAAGAAGGAGCUAUCUGAGCUUGAGUUCCGGCUUUUUGGUGAUGUUAGUGGGGAUGCAGAGAAAGACUAUAUUGAACUAAAGGCUAGACCCAAGAGAAAGAAUUUGACAAUUGGUUGGAGUCGGAGUAACUCAAUCAACGAAAAACGGUUUGAGCAGCCCAGUGACAACAAAAGGAAAGGGAAAGAGCCAGUGACAUGGAAAGAAUCUGAGAAAGAAAUUGAAAUGCUAAAUGCUGAAGUUUCCCAUUCCCAACAGCAUACACCAAAGCUGAGGAACUCUAAGAAGCAUGGAAGGCGAAGCAAAUCCUUGAAAGUUGUAUAUGGAAAGGGCAUUGCUUGUGUAUCUGGGGAACCAGGAAUUGGCAAGACAGAUCUACUGCUUGAGUAUGCGUAUCAAUACCACCAGCGCUACAAAAUGGUCCUUUGGGUUGGAGGUGAAAGCAGAUACAUUCGACAAAACUACUUGAACUUGUGGUCGUUUUUAGAAGUUGAUGUCGGGGUAGAAAGCUCACCUGAUAAAAGCAGGAUAAAGAGCUUUGAGGAACAAGAAGAGGCUGCUGUGUCUAGGGUUAGGAAAGAACUCAUGCGAGACAUUCCAUUCUUGCUGAUAAUUGAUAACCUGGAGAGUGAAAAGGACUGGUGGGACCACAAACUUAUAAUGGAUCUGCUUCCCCGUUUUGGGGGUGAAACACAUGUUCUCAUAUCCACGCGCCUCUCUCGGGUGAUGAAUAUGGAUCCUAUCAAACUCAAUUAUCUGUCAGAGAUUGAGGCAAUGUCUUUGAUGCAGGGUGCGGUGAAGGAUUAUCCGAUUGCUGAAAUUGAUGCCUUGCGAGUUAUUGAGGAAAAACUUAAAAGACUGACGCUUGGCCUUGCCAUUGUUGGAGCAAUUCUUUCUGAACUUCCUAUAACUCCUAGUAGGCUCUUGGAUACCAUCAAUCGUAUGCCUUUGAAGGAAAUAAUUUCUAUUCGUCGGGAAAACCAUCCACUAAGGCGAAACAAUUUCCUUUUGCAACUUUUUGAAGUUUGUUUCUCGAUAUUUGACCAUGCUGAUGGACCAAGAAGUCUAGCAACAAGAAUGGUUCUCGCAAGCGGUUGGUUUGCUCCAUCACCUAUUCCAGUUUCUCUAUUAGCUCUGGCUGCUCACAAGAUACCAGAAAAAUACCCACGCCGGAGGAUGUUGAAGAAAGUUUUAUGUUCUUUAACUUGUGGUUUCACAUCAUCAUAUGCUAGGAAAUCAGAGGCAGAAGCAUCUUCUCUUUUGUUGAGAUUCAACAUUGCAAGGACUUGUAGAAAGGAAGGCUACAUACAGUUCCACCAGCUUAUCAAAAUGUAUGCUCGAAAAAGAGGGGUCACUGGAGUUGCACAAGCCACAGUACAAGCUGUUAUUACUCGAGGUUUAAUAGCCCAGCACUCUGAGCACAUAUGGGCGGCAUGCUUUUUGCACUUUGGAUUUGGGAGUGACCCCAUGAUAGUUGAGCUUAAAGUUUCCGAAUUGUUGUUUCUCGUGAAAGAAGUGAUUCUACCACUUGCCAUUCGAACAUUUAUUACAUUCUCACGGUGUGCACCUGCUUUAGAACUUCUACGGCGUUGUACAGAUGCAUUAGAAGCGGCAGAUCAAGCUUUUGUCACGCCUGUUGACAAGUGGUUGGAUAAAUCACUUUGUUGGAAACCUAUCCAGACAAGUGCCCAAUUAAACCCUUGCCUUUGGCAGGAACUUGCUUUAUCAAGAGCUACGGUGCUCGAAAUCAGGGCAAAGCUAAUGUUAAGGGGUGGGCAGUUUCAUAUUGGUGAUGAUUUAAUCAGGAAGGCUAUUUUCAUUAGAACUUCAAUCUGCGGCGAGGAUCAUCCAGACACCAUAUCUGCUCAUGAAACGCUCAGUAAACUUACAAGACUCCUUGCUAGUGUUCAAAAUCAUACAUCAAAUAGAAGUUAAUUAUUGUAGUUUAGUUAGAUUUAUAGAAAGUUAACGGAAUAAGCUGGUUUAAUAGUUCAAAGGAUAGAAUUUUUUAUAUUAAUGAGUAGCCAUACAUCUUAUUCAAAUUCUUUCCAUGUCUUUUAGAUAUGCUAAUUUCAUUUCUACUUUUGUUUUUGAUGUUGCCGUUCUUAUCCUGCUUCCUAUUUAUUGUUGAUGGUUCAUAUGAUGUCUUCUGCUUCCGCUUGCUGUUUGUAAGAUCUUUCUUCUAUGAACAGGGUAUGGCAAUAGAGUAAAUCAGCCACUGUAAGCUCUUAAUGGUUAUGUAUUUCAUAUGUGGAAGAUUUAAUAUCAUUAUCCUCUUCAAAAGGAAAAAAAAGAAGAAAGAAGAUUGCUUUCCAAAAGGACUUAGAAAAAACUUGCAUAUAGCUUAAACUUCAGACUCCAUAUUGCUCGUUACUUUCUUAGGUUCUUACAGCUACCUGCAAAAGGAAGAAAUACUUUUUUCUAUCACAGAAACCAGAAUUGUAUAAUUCAGUUGCUUCAAGAACCUCAUGCAGCCGAUCAGUUAGUGUGAGAACAUGGCUGACUUAGAUAUAUGCAGAAGAUAUUUGGCACCUUGAGACAUUUCGGAGUGGAAAAAACUGUCAGAAGUCGGAGUCCUAUCACUUGAAAAUGAGCCAAGGUAAGACUUUGACGCCAUAAAGUUUGCUCCAAUAUGCUUCUAUUCCUUAUAAUUGUUUCUGGUGACUAUUAUCUAUGCUUCUGAGAUAAUUGCCAUCUCUGUUUCCAAGACUUAUUAAAUGACAUCAGCAAAAGCACACAAAUUGGAGAUGUCUUGCUAGUUGACCAAAUGCUUUAGUUCACUCGUGGCACUAAAAGAUUUUUGAACCUGGGAGUUAAAAACAGUUGAAUAUCUUUGUAUUACUCUUCAAAUGUCUCUAGAGUUACAGAUAAGAUGUAUAGAUGCACUGACAUCUUGAAAAGCAGCUGCUUCUUAGGUUUUGUAGGGGGCGAGCUUUAAGCGAAAUUCAAUCCAACGAGUAUUAUGAUCAAGACUAGAUUUCAAGAGUCAUAUUUUGAAGUUUCAGCGAAAAUCGUCCGUGCCAAUUGCAUUAUUCAUGCACAGACUUAGCUAAAAAGGAAAGAUUCCCUUCUGUUAGCUUUCUUUUCUUUGGCUACAGGAAAGUUUUUACAUUUGUCGUCCAUUCAUUCUCUUUGAUACUGAAGUCUAUACUUGUCCCUAGAUAAAAGAUGUCUUGUGCCUUAUCUGUGACUUUGCUGCUGUUUUUUACCGGGUUGAGUCAUCUUUAAUUAGCUCUUGGUAGCUGGUCCGUCCUACUAUAUCUCUUCUGAUUAGAUUUUCAAUGCUGGGGUGAGGAACUUUUUGAUAGGACAAUUUGGCGAGUCAAGCCCGCUAGAUUGCUUCAACAUUUAAUGCUGUCCGAACCCCAGACAUUAUAAAGUCAAGAAGGCUGAAUAAGUAAAGGACUCUCAAAGUCAUUGCUAACUGUUUUUUUGUUGGAUUCAGAGACGGUAGUGAUGUCAAAUUGUUGUUUUUUCCUUUUAUAAUGAGUACUGGAUUCUUCUUGUGUUAGAUAACGAGUACUGGAUUCUUCUUGUGUUUAUCUAGCAUCUCCUAUAUCUGAACUUCUUUUUGUUUGAAGAUAAGACGCUGCUUUUUCAUUCUUACGUAAAGAUAACUUCCUCAAAGUUUCAGUGUGAAGUUUUACUGUACUUGUUGAAAAUGUCAAAGAUUCAGAAAACAUGGCAUUCUCGUUCAAGAAACACUGUAAGUAAGCGCAGCACAUUUUUCAGCAGCAGUGCCUGGUGUAAACAACAUGCAAAUUCCUGUAACGGUAUACAUCCAAGCUGUGGAAUGCCUGAGAUGAUGGUUUAUUUCCAAAUACAAAUUUGAAAUUCCAUACUUUAUUUCUCACCAGUUUAGUGAAGCGGCUCCUCCAGCAGGCAGCCUUUCCCUAGAGCCCAUGUGGCAGAUUCAUAAUAAGGCUAGACUCCAGUAACCUGUGGCAGAUUCAAAUUUAAAUGUUGUGGGUUUUGAGUAGGGAGAUUGGGAUCAAUAAUGUACAUUAUCAAUAUUUGUUUUUCACGCAUAUCUAUAUGGUUUGACGUUGAAGCACUAGCUUCUGCUGAACUGACAAACCUGUUGUUGGAUCCGCCAGUGCCCCUUCCUAGGACUUUACUUCUUGCAUUUACCUCCUGCCUAUCUUGAUCAAUGAGGCUUUCGGACAAGU
Capsicum annuum is the source of this 6001-nucleotide messenger RNA. RefSeq lists its product as uncharacterized. Gene Ontology annotation, biological process: signal transduction; recombinational repair. Gene Ontology annotation, molecular function: ADP binding. NCBI's taxonomy places the organism in Eukaryota, Viridiplantae, Streptophyta, Magnoliopsida, Solanales, Solanaceae. The record is from RefSeq and is a predicted model, not a curated record. Bases 774 to 3767 code for a protein of 997 amino acids. The transcript has 3 exons.